CCAGGAGCCGAGCCGAGCUGAGGGAUGGAGUCGGAGGAAGAGUGAGGUGUCUUUUGUCCCUUCGGCGUCUGCGAGCGGGCGCUGCGCGGGAUCCUUCGGGCGAGCAGCAUGACAGAGGCGCACGAGCAGGCACAGAAUAUGGGGACUCAGCACCGAACAAAAGUGGAUGUACCUGAUCAUGUUCUUUACACUGUAGGCUCCAGUGUUCUUGUAAUAGGUUGUGUUGGAAUUACAGGAAACCUCCUAGUCCUCUAUGCAUUUUACAGCAACAAGAGACUGAGGACACCACCAAACUAUUUUAUAAUGAAUUUAGCAGUAAGUGAUUUCCUGAUGUCUGCAACUCAGGCUCCAAUCUGCUUUCUCAACAGCAUGCACAAGGAAUGGAUACUUGGAAAUAUAGGUUGUAACCUGUAUGCUUUUUGUGGGGCACUCUUUGGAAUAACCUCGAUGAUGACUCUAUUAGCUAUUUCCAUCGAUCGCUACUGUGUGAUUACUAAGCCUCUGCAGUCCAUAAAGAGGACUUCAAAGAAACGCACAUGCGUGAUCAUCUUCUUUGUCUGGCUCUACUCACUGGGAUGGAGUGUGUGUCCGCUGUUUGGGUGGAGUUCCUAUAUACCUGAAGGUUUGAUGAUAUCCUGUACAUGGGACUAUGUAACCUAUUCUCCAGCAAACCGAAGUUAUACCAUGAUGUUAUGUUGCUGUGUGUUCUUCAUCCCCUUGAUGAUAAUCUUCCAUUGCUAUAUAUUCAUGUUUCUGGCCAUCAGAAGUACCGGCAGGAAUGUCCAGAAGUUAGGCUCAACCUAUGGCCGGAAAUCCUCUGUCUCACAUUCCAUCAAGAGUGAAUGGAAGCUGGCCAAAAUCGCUUUUGUGGCCAUUGUGGUGUUUGUCAUCUCCUGGUCUCCGUAUGCUUGUGUUACUCUUAUUGCGUGGGCAGGUCAUGCCAGCACCUUAACUCCGUACUCUAAAUCUGUGCCAGCUGUUAUUGCCAAAGCUUCUGCGAUCUACAAUCCCAUAAUCUAUGCAAUCAUUCAUCCAAGAUACAGGAGAACCAUCCGGAGUGCUGUUCCUUGCUUGAGAUUUUUAAUACGAAUAUCAAAAAGUGAUCUUUCAACCAGUUCCAUAAGCGAGUCGUCCUUCCGGGCAUCUGUAUCCAGCCGUCACUCUUUUGCUGCCAGGAACAAGAGCGGUUGUGUUUCUUCCAUUUCUGCUGCAGAAACAGCUUGGAGUGAUGUGGAGCUUGACCCUGUGGAGCCAGUCCAUAAGAAACUGCAACCUCGUCGAAGCAACUCUCUUUCGGCAAAACCAGAAGAAAAGUGUGAAUUGCUCCUGAAGACCCACAGCUACAGUGCAGCAGCUGACAAAAAGGUUGCACUGUCAUCCCUCAGCCUGGAGGAACCGCUUCAGAGAUCCCUAGGAGAGAACUCCUCAGAACUCCUGCUCAGAAGCAGUUCUUUGAGAACGGCUUCUCUUCCAUUUGGCUUGAGUUGUAGCAGCAUGGGGGAAAGCACAGACACUUCUCCCACAGAAGUUGAAGAAAACCAAAUGAAUGGAGGCCUAGACUCAUUCACGAGCCCUAUCCUUCCACAAAUUGUUAUCAUUCCUACCUCAGAGACCACCCACUCUGAAGGGGAAACUGAGCAAGACAAUGGGCAAGAAGGAAAUAGAGAUGUAUUAUUAUCUCAAAGAAAUAAUCACCUGUUGGACAUCGGAAGGCUUAACUCCUCCACCGACCUCCUUGAAGCAAUUGAGAAGCUUCUCAUCAAUUAGAAGAGAAAGAGAAAACUAUCUGGUCUAUGUUUCCCUGGCUGCUUCUUUGCAUUAUUAUACCAAAAAUGGGAGCUUUGUAGAAGACUUUUUGUAUUUUUUUAAAUGCAAUUUUUAGGCCAUUCCUGGAUUUUAUG
Messenger RNA from Hemicordylus capensis (graceful crag lizard), 1901 nucleotides. RefSeq names its product melanopsin-like. The coding region runs from base 109 to 1767 and encodes 552 amino acids. NCBI's taxonomy places the organism in Eukaryota, Metazoa, Chordata, Lepidosauria, Squamata, Cordylidae. Gene Ontology annotation, cellular component: membrane. The record is from RefSeq and is a predicted model, not a curated record. The transcript is spliced from 10 exons. Gene Ontology annotation, molecular function: G protein-coupled receptor activity. Gene Ontology annotation, biological process: G protein-coupled receptor signaling pathway; visual perception.